AUGCUUUAUGAGGCGGAAUCAUUUAUUACAGGUACUGUAUACGCAGCUCGUGCUGGGAACAAUCUCUAUGGGAUAGACGUUGAAGUGGAUUAUCGAGGAGAGGAAGUUACUGUGGAGAAUUUCAUUCGCCUUCUAACUGGACGUCAUCAUCCGGCCACUCCUCGAUCAAAGCGUCUACUCACAGAUCAUCAGAGCAAUGUAUUGAUUUACCUCACUGGUCACGGUGGUGAUAGUUUCCUGAAAUUUCAAGACGCUGAAGAGCUGACAAACGUCGAUUUAGCGUAUGCCAUACAGACGAUGUAUGAGGAUAACAGGUAUCAUGAAAUGUUUUUGAUUGCUGACACUUGUCGAAGCGCUUCGAUGUACGAAUGGGUGUCGAGUCCUGGCGUGCUUUCUUCCAGCAGCAGUUUGACACAUGAGGAGAGCUACUCGUACGAUGUAGAUGACGAAAUCGGAGUAUACGUCAUUGAUAGAGAUACCCAUUUCAACGGUGCGCGUGAUAACAUCCGGGAAGUGAAAGGUAAAGCUCUGAAUUCUACGGCCACAAUGCAAGAUUACCUUGAUUCUUGCCCACGUCGUCAAUGCCUAUCAACUGUUGGAGUACGUAAGGAUGUUUAUCCGAAGGAGCCAUCUCGUGUUCGAGUAACCGAUUUCUUCGGCUCUUCGCGAAUUAUCCGUCACCUUUCUGAAGAGAUUGAGAUCGAUGACGAUUGGUUGAAUAUCGAUGGCUAG
Ostertagia ostertagi is the source of this 732-nucleotide messenger RNA. The record is from the annotation of a GenBank genome assembly. NCBI's taxonomy places the organism in Eukaryota, Metazoa, Nematoda, Chromadorea, Rhabditida, Trichostrongylidae.